AUGGAAGUUUCUAGCGGUUCGAGCUUUGGAAUAGACACAAUUUUAUCGAGCAGUACCGGUUGUGGUAGCCCUGUGUUGAUGAACGGAGAUUUUAGCCAUGGUGACAACAGAAGUACGGAUUUCAGGAUCCAUGUAACCCCCUCGCCAUGUUCGGAUAUAGACAUGGUGGGAUCAGCCCCCUCAUCACCGAUGUCGGCCACCGUGGAUCACGCCGAGCUGCAGGUGUUCCGCGACGGCUUUCAGCACCAUCACUAUCGUGACACUCAGCAGCAAAGUUUGCAGCUGUCGCCUCAGCUGCAACAACUUCCCUCUAUCCCUAGAUCUGCUACCUCUUCCUUUCUGAUCAAAGACAUUUUGGGCGACAGCAAACCACUGGCAGCCUGCGCGCCAUACAGUACAAGCGUCUCAACGCCGCAUCACAUUUCGAAAACGGACAUCGGCACGGAACCGAACGGCUUCAGGCCGAAAUUAGAUCACGAGGCGCGCAGCAAAUUUGACAAACUGGAUAACAUUUCUACUGAUAUAAAAUGUAACGCAGAAAAAGAAGAAUGUGACGAGGAAAUCUCAAGCAGCAGGGGCAGCCCCCAAAUCCGCUCGAAGAAGCCCCGGAAAGCGCGGACGGCCUUUUCGGACCAUCAGCUGAAUCAGCUGGAGCGCAGCUUCGAGCGGCAGAAAUACCUCAGCGUGCAGGAUCGCAUGGACCUGGCUGCGGCUCUCGGCCUCACCGACACACAAGUCAAAACCUGGUAUCAAAAUCGCCGCACGAAGUGGAAAAGACAGACCGCUGUCGGACUGGAGUUGCUGGCUGAAGCUGGAAAUUAUUCUGCUUUACAAAGGAUUUUCCCAUCUCCUUAUUUUUAUCAUCCGAACUUGCUGGGAGGCGUGGACGGCUCGACAGCGGCCGCCACAGCAGCGGCAAUAUACAGUAGUAUGUACCGGACUCCGCCGGCGCCUCACCCGUGUCUCCAGAGGCCCAUAGUGCCGAGGGUCCUCCUCCACGGUCUCGGUCCGGGGGGGCAACAGGCAUUAAAUCAUCGGUAG
This is a messenger RNA of Paramormyrops kingsleyae, 1041 nucleotides long. Its product is annotated as barH-like 2 homeobox protein. Gene Ontology annotation, biological process: regulation of DNA-templated transcription. Gene Ontology annotation, molecular function: DNA-binding transcription factor activity, RNA polymerase II-specific; DNA binding. The record is from RefSeq and is a predicted model, not a curated record. NCBI's taxonomy places the organism in Eukaryota, Metazoa, Chordata, Actinopteri, Osteoglossiformes, Mormyridae.